Messenger RNA from Radiomyces spectabilis, 1200 nucleotides. RefSeq names its product WD40-repeat-containing domain protein. Gene Ontology annotation, cellular component: Rpd3L complex; Rpd3L-Expanded complex; nucleus. The record is from RefSeq and is a predicted model, not a curated record. The transcript is spliced from 9 exons. NCBI's taxonomy places the organism in Eukaryota, Fungi, Mucoromycota, Mucoromycetes, Mucorales, Radiomycetaceae. Gene Ontology annotation, molecular function: histone binding. Gene Ontology annotation, biological process: regulation of gene expression. Bases 1 to 1200 code for a protein of 399 amino acids.
AUGUGGAAAAAGAAUUCGCCUUUUCUCUACGACUUGGUGGUCACGCACGCGCUGGAAUGGCCAAGCUUGACGUGUCAAUGGUUUCCCACCAGAGAAAAAGUGGACAAUUACACCGUACAACAAUUACUGUUGGGCACGCACACCAACGACGAUGAGCCCAACUAUUUACAAAUCGCUUCCCUAAAGUUACCGUGCGAUAUCAAGGAAGAAAAUGACGAAGCCAAAGACAGUAACAAGGAGAAUACGCACAUUACCAUCACACAAAAAAUCCUGCAUGACGGUGAAGUGAACCGCGCGCGAUACCAACCCGAAAACCCUAACAUCAUUGCCACCAAAUCGCGUACAGGCGAAGUCUACAUUUUUGAUCGUACUACGUAUCAAGCUUUGCCACAGGAAAAUGAGCAAUUCAACCCCACAUUACGACUCAAAGGCCACACCAAUGAAGGUUACGGCCUUGCAUGGAAUCCCACCCCCGCCAAAUCCAGUCACUUGUUGAGCUCCGGCUUUGACUCCAAAAUCUGUCAAUGGGAUAUUGGUGGUUCAGCCGGUGAAAACAAGGAAUUGGAACCGGUGCGUACUUAUACGGCUCAUGCCUCUGGGGUGGAAGAUGUGGCAUGGCAUACGAAAUACGACUCUAUAUUCGCAUCGGUGGGCGAUGAUGGAAAAUUAAUGAUUUGGGAUUCUCGUAAUGAUUCGAAUGAUAAGCCCGUUCACGAUAUCGCGGCUCACGAGGCUGAAGUCAAUUGCGUUGCCUUUGCCCCUGGAAGCGAAUGGAUUUUAGCGACAGGAUCAGGUGAUAAGACGGCGGCUUUGUGGGAUCUGCGCAACUUAAAGACCAAGCUGCAUACAUUGAAAGCACAUCGAUCGGAAAUUCUUCAACUGGCAUGGUCGCCCCAUCAUGAAGGUGUUCUGGCCACGGCAAGCAACGAUCGAAGGAUUCUGGUAUGGGAUCUGUCAAGGAUUGACAGCGAACAGUCGGCUGAUGAUGCCGAAGAUGGCCCACCUGAACUUUUGUUCAUGCACGGUGGCCACACAAAUAAGAUUUCUGAUUUUGGCUGGAAUCCUGCAGAACCCUGGGUUCUUGCCAGCACGGCUGAAGACAAUAUUGUGCAAGUUUGGCAAAUGGCAAGUAACAUCUACAACCAGGCCACGACCUCGACCGCCGCUACGGAUGACGAUAAAAAAAUGGACGAACAAUAA